Messenger RNA from Pseudozyma hubeiensis SY62, 1122 nucleotides. RefSeq names its product expressed protein. The transcript has a single exon. The coding region runs from base 1 to 1122 and encodes 373 amino acids. The record is from RefSeq and is a predicted model, not a curated record. Lineage: Eukaryota; Fungi; Basidiomycota; Ustilaginomycetes; Ustilaginales; Ustilaginaceae.
AUGUCGUUCUUCCAACAGACCUCUUCCUCCUCUUGGGCGGAUUACAGCGUGUUCUCCGCCCUCAGAAACCUGCUCGAAUCUGCGCUGUUCCGCAAUCCAGAACCGCAACCCGUAUCGACAUGGAGGAUGAUCAUCGAUCCACCUAUGCCCUACUGGAUCACGCUCUUCUCCCAGACCUGUCGACUCAUCUCGCUCCUCAUCCUCCUACCGAUCUUCCUAAUCGGCGUCAUCGAUUUCGCUGGCUACGCGGUCUUCCGAACGCUAGGUUUGCAUCGGCGUCGAGUUCGUAUUCAACGUCAGACCAAAUCAGACGUCAAAACUGCCCUCGGUCGCUCCAGCUCCCGGCGCAAACCCAGAGUCUACCAGAACGAUCGUCAUCGACCCACGGAUCGCUCCAACAUCCCUAGCAUCGUCAAAGCGCCGCUUCUCACACCGGGAACGUACGACGCAGAGACGCUGCUGCGACAACGUGCACGAAGUCUCAGCAUUGCAUCCGCCGAGGAAGAGGCUGCGUGGGUGGCUAGCGGUGGUCAACAGGCGAGAUUGAGCAGUUUGGCGAAACGACGUUCGUCGGAUGAUGCGAUGGUCGCUUCUCCUGCGACGGAGAGUGGAGAAGAGGAUUAUUUCGGUCGGGCUCCGAGGGUUGGUGUUGAUGGGGCGUUGGGGAUGGCUGACACAGAUGCGGAGAGUGGGACGGAGAGCGGGCGGGACAGUCCCGUGAGAACGCGCAGAAGGGGUCUUUCCGGUGGUUUGAACUUCACCCCCGUCAGCCCCGGCAGGAUCUCUACAGCGGAAAAGGAUGAGCAUCUUGCUUCGGCUGCCGGAGUCGAUCGAGACGCCAUAUUGACUGGAGACGGAGCCGAUUCGUACAGUGCCAGCGUGGUGAGCCUGUCGAGCGAUUCCCCAACUUCCUCGUCGAUCUCGGCGAAACGCGAGGGUAGCAAGCAGGAAAGCAGAAGCGACGCCGAGAGCUCGAACAUGAGCUCUUCGUGGAUAGGCGUGGAAGCGGAUGCACAGCAAGACGUUGCCAUUCAUCCGCCCAUCACGAUCGAUGCGGAGCAAGCGGCUGCUGCUGCGGGGUUGGAGUCGAGUUCGGUUGUAUGGAAGGAAAACUCUUCAUGA